GCAAUAGAAGAUUUUCAGAAAAGCUUUAUUCUUUUGGACCUAUACGUACUUACUUGCAUGACUUCCUUUAAAAUGUAACAAUUGUACGGCUUUGAAUCCAGCUUUCAACUGUUGAUCUAGUCUGCAGAGACGUUGAAUAAGUUCGCCAUCGUCGUUCAUCUUGGUUUUUUUAGGCGCCUUUUUCUUCAUUGCUGUGGAAAGUUGUGGUGACCUGCAGCAUUUUUGCUACCGUUUUGGCGUGAAAAGUUUUGUCAUUUGCUAUUCCUGAUAACGUUUUACAUCUAUUUUAAAAUGAAAGCUAUGCUGGUUUUCAUGGUUGUGGUCAUUAGCUUGGUUGUCCAUAACACAGAUGCUAAGGGCUUUGGAUACAAACGGAUGAAGUCACCUGGAAGAAAUAUGAAAAUGCCAAAAUCGAAAAUGGGACUAGGAACAGGAAUGGGCAUUGGUAUGGGAGCAGGAAUGGGUAUGGGCCUAGGCAUGGGAAUGGGUGCUGCUCUUUUGAUCCCGGUUGUCAUCCCUAUGAGGCAUGGUUAUAGAAGGCAUAGGAAUUCAUAUCGACAUGGUACCCAAUGCUAUGCAUGUGAAGGGAUGGAUAAUGAUGUCUGUGUCAUCAGCCCUGCUACAAUCUCUAGAAGAGUCUCUUGUCCACAUAAUCAAUAUUGUAGUGUUCUCAGGAGAGAAAUUUCAUUCCAGCCCAGUAAUCCUAUUGGAAGCCACAAACAUACUGUUUCUCAUGGCAAUACUAGCACCCUAUCAUCUAACACCAUUCAAACUACUGCUAUGGACGACCCUGGAGAGGCUGGCCAAUGGUCAUUGAAAAGCACUGAAAGCAACACAAGAGUGCUAAUAUCACGAGGAUGCAAGCCACCAGACGUUCUUCAAAGCAAUUUAAUGACAUCGACCGGGCCGAAUGGAGACACUACUAAAACAUACAUCCAAUUCUGUCUUACGGAGUUGUGCAACGUUGGCGAUGGCCGGUUGAAAUGUUACGAAUGUGAGGGGGAGGGCAGCAAUCAUAUGUGCAUGGUGAAUCCAUCCGAAGUGGCAAAAGUCGUAACAUGCGAGUCUAAUGAAUAUUGCAACAUUCUUCGAAUGACAGCAAUCAAUGUUACAGCAUCUGCCAAGGGCCCUGUGGAAUCCACCACAGUUUUCAUCUCAAGAGGUUGUAAAGCGGCUGGUGUUACCGACGACGAUCAUGAUCCUGAAGAAGGAACAAGUAUCCUGUCUCUCUCGUGUUCAUCGGAUUUGUGCAACUAUGUAGACGGCGCUGAUUUAGAUGUCAUUAACUCUGCUAAUGGUUUGAAUCUUGAACGAUUCAGUUUACUCAUUAUUGCAUCCCUCCUGAUAUUGCUGCUUUGGCAGUAGUUUGGUAACUAUUCUUCUGAACCAAUUCAUUCUUAUUGAGAUCUCAAAGUCCCUUUUCCUAAAAUUCCUGCGCUAAAUGUUUCUUGUUUUAUUAUUAACAAACAAGACCAAAUUCAGUCAUUUAAAAUCUAGUCACUACGAUCUAUUUUAUUGAACGGUUGCAUACUUAUUUUGAACGGCAACGUGAUUGUUUCCUCACUACUAAAUUUUGAUGUCUAUUUAGCCAUUUUUUCCCGUUCGAUAUUAACCAUUUUAACAAUACAAAUUUGUAUGGUGUCAAUAA
Daphnia carinata is the source of this 1648-nucleotide messenger RNA. RefSeq lists its product as uncharacterized. The transcript has 9 exons. The coding region runs from base 292 to 1365 and encodes 357 amino acids. The record is from RefSeq and is a predicted model, not a curated record. Lineage: Eukaryota; Metazoa; Arthropoda; Branchiopoda; Diplostraca; Daphniidae.